AUGGACGGGAAGACCCGCGCCGGGGUCGCGCUGGUCCCGGGGCCGAGCGGCCACGGGCCUUCCGCCCGCCGCUGCCGCCGCCCGGGGCUGCUGCUCCCCGGCCUCUGGCUGCUGCUGCUGGCCCGGCCGGCCUCGUGCGCCCCAGAUGAGCACAACCUCCCUUCGCCCUCCGCGGAGCUCCCGCUGCAGCGGAGCAACGCGCACAGCACCGCACACGUGGCCUUAACAGAAACUGCCCCGGGGCCCCAGCCCAGCCGCUCUCCCCGUGUCCCACCUUCCCCACCUGCCACGACUUUUGAUAUAGCCUUUUUAAGCCAAGGACAGCUGACCCAAAGUACAACAGAUCGCAGCAUCUUUGUGGCCAAUUCCGUGUCAGUGAUAAGCAAUGAGUUGGGCCUAGAGGAGGAUGAAAUGGAUAACUUCUUGCCAGAAACUCAGUGGACCACCUCCCGCGUGGUUUCCCCGAUGCAGGACAUCACCGCCAGCCCACCGGGGCUGCCCAAAGAAACACCAGGCUCCGCACUGACUCCAUCAUUACCCGUGAUUUCUUCACAAGACGAAGAAGCGGCGUCAGCCUGGCAAGACGCCGUACGACCGCCAGCCACGUGUGCUGACUCCCCCGGUCAUUUCAGUGCUUGUCGGUCAACUUUUCUCCCUGCCGAGAGCAUAAUUCCAACUCCUAGCAGGCAUUUGGUGCUUUCUCCUACAGACCCUCAUGGGCACUUGUCAAGCAGGACUUUGCUGGGGACCGCGGCCUCAGGAAUAGAGGGCAUAGCAACCCUUCUUUUCGGCUCAGCGUCUUCGGUGUCUCAGCCGUUAGGCGAUGGCGUCACCCAUCAGCCAUUUCCCACCUCGGGGAAGGUCUCAGCGUCUCCAGGGGAUGUUCCAGCCACAGGUGUGGACAGGUACCCCGAAGUGACCACCGCUUUGAGUCAGAGUCUAAAAGAAACCAUCUCUCCAAGAACAUCUCCCACUGCAACUAUGUCCCAGACAGCCGUUGCUUUUGGAAGCGGCAGCAUCCGUUCAGCUUUGUCCUCAGUUCUCCCUGCGUCUGUGUCCUUUGCUCCUCAGUCAGCUGAUGUUUCACAUAACCCCCUUCUUCCCCGCAACUCCAGUGCUGCACCAGAAUUGCCUGGCAGUUCAGCGGUCCCAGGUCACGCGGGUGACACCCACGUCUGGAGCCCAGCGUCUUCACUCAGACCGUACACACGGUGCGUGUCCUGCACCAUGGCAUCGCCGUGGCACGCUCCGCCACCAAGCCUCAUGGAGAAAGACGUGGGAUCGGGGGACGGUGCUGAGACCGCGACCGUAUGGGAAGCGAGCAGCGUCUCUCCGCUGAGCAGCACAGCAGUGGACUUCUCUGAGUAUGAGGACGAGCCUCAAGAAUAUAAUACACUUUUCCCCUCGAGACCAAUAGUCCCACUUUCUUCUCCAUCGGUGGAAAUCUCCAAAACAAGCAUUGGUCUUUCGGCCGAGGUGGCCACAAGUAGUGUCAUGACUGUGCCAGUGUCUCCUUCCCACGGCCACCUCUCCCUGCCAGUGUCGCUUGACACCGCUUCCUUUGGCUCCUCCUCUGUUGCUGAAACUCAAGUAACGCCGCCCAGUGUGACAGCCGUGUUUCCCUCGGUCACCACCAGCGCCCUCCUUGACUCGUCCUUGUCCUUCUCUAUUACAGCAAAUGUGAACACGCCCUCGCUGGCUCCCCGGGACCCAGCUCUCUCCUCCUCUUACGCGUUGGAUCCCUCCGUCGAGGCUCCGUUUUUCCCUGACCGAGAGCCUGCCAGCGUUUCCCUCCGUGACGCUGGAAGUACGUCGGAGUUUGCAUCCGGCUUUUUCUCAACGCCACCCCUGGAGGUCAGCAGCUGGGCUCCUUCGCCUUCGGGAGCCCUUGCUUCUCCGCCUCCGAUGACAAGCGAUCUGCCAGGCUUGCUUUCCUGGGCCUUUUCGACUGUGGUCGAGACAUUCACGUUGUCCGACUCGAUCCAUUUGCAGCCACCUCAGUUUUCUGCUCCUAAUUCCACGAACCUGGAAUUUCCUCAGCUCUGGCCAAGUUCGGACCUUCUUUUCAAUGCAUCCACUUUUCUACCUAGUGACUCUGAAAUGUCGCUUCUGUCAAGCGUCCACUCGGAGUCCCUCAAGUUCUCAGAAGCAUCAGCAGUUUCGCCGACAGGUUCUGAAGCUCAUUUUACCUCGGCCACCACUGCAACUACCUCCGAUUUUGAGUUUCCACUCACGUCCCACGAACCUGCAGCCCCAACCUUGGUGCCCUCCCGUUCGGAGCCCACCUUUGACAUGUGGACUCCGGGACCUCACUUAACAUCACUUCUGACUGCUUUCCAUACAACACCCCCUUUAACGGGAUCAUCUCUCUUUUCGACUCCGUCGCCUUUUGAUGGUGAUACCAGUGCUAUGGCUGAUCACACGUCUGUCUCAUCCUCUUUCUCCAGGGUCAUUCCCACCAGCACAGUAUUGGUCACCGCCGAGUCCCCAUCAUCAGCGUCCUCGCUUGUGUCUGAAGCGGUCCCCUCACCUGUACCUACGGAGCCUAGGUCCGUGGGCCCGUCUUCCACCCCCACGGAGUCGGCGAUGAACACCUCCGCUGUCCCGGGCACACCCAACACCAGUGCUACCCGUGACAGCGCUGUGGGCACCGUCCUGAUCAGCAGCCCUGAGAGUCACAAUCCCCACGAGAGCAGCGCGGCUCUUCCCUCGCCGUCCCUUCGCCCCGUGUCCACCUCCGCUCCUGAAGCCACUACUCCAGCAGUGCUCGCCACCAAGCCGCCCUACGUGUGCGAUGUCACAGUUCCUGACGCCUACUUGAUCACAACUGUGCUGGCCAGGAGGGCUGUGCAGGAGUACAUCAUUACGUCCAUCAAGGAGGUGCUGAGGGUUCACUUCAACCGCGCCGUGGAGCUCAAGGUUUAUGAACUGUUCGCUGACUUCACUUUUCUGGUGACGUCUGGCCCCUUCGUGUACACGGCAAUAUCCGUCAUAAAUGUGCUCAUAAAUAGCAAGCUUGUGCGGGACCAGACGCCUUUGAUCCUGGCAGUGAGGCCUUUCUUCCUUGUGCCGGAGACCAGGUUCCAAGUGCAGACGGUCCUUCAGUUUGUGCCUCAGAGCGUGGAUACUGGCUUCUGCAACUUCACCCAGCGCGUCGAGAAAGGCCUGAGGACAGCCCUCUCCGAAGUGAGAAAACACCACCAGGGCACGUACAACCUCACGGUGCAGAUCUUGAACGUCACUGUGGGUUCCUCGAGGGUGGCUGCUCGCCGGGGCCCGGUGAACAUCGUCUUUGCUGUUAGGAGCACGCAGGGGUUUUGGAACGGGACACAAGUGAGCGAGCUGCUCAGGAACCUGAGCGUGGUGGAGUUCAGCUUCUACCUGGGGUACCCGGUGCUCCAGAUCGCCGAGCCCUUCCAGUACCCGCAGCUCAACCUGUCUCAGCUGUUGAAGUCGUCUUGGGUAAGAACAGUCCUCCUGGGCGUUGUUGAGAAGCAGCUUCAGAAUGAAGUGUUUCAGGCUGAGAUGGAGCGCAAACUGGCCCAGCUGCUGAGUGAGGUUUCCAGCAGAAGGCGGAUGUGGAGAAGGGCCACCGUCGCCGCCGGCAACAGCGUGGUGCAGGUGGUAAAUGUGUCAAGGCUGGAGGGAGAGGACAACCCUGUGCAGCUCAUCUACUUCGUGGAAGAUCAGGAUGGAGAAAGACUCAGUGCUGUCAAGUCUUCAGAUCUGAUUAACAAGAUAGAUAUCCAGAGAGCGGCUAUUAUUCUCGGUUACCGAAUUCAAGGCGCUGUAGCCCAACCCGUGGACAGGGUGAAGAGGCCGUCGCCUGAGUCCCAGAGCAGCAACCUGUGGGUCAUCGUUGGCGUGGUCAUUCCCGUGCUGGUGGUGAUGGUGAUUGUGGUCAUCCUCUACUGGAAACUCUGCCGCACAGACAAGCUGGACUUCCAGCCCGACACCGUGGCCAACAUUCAGCAGCGUCAGAAGUUGCAGAUCCCCAGUGUGAAGGGCUUCGAUUUUGCCAAGCAGCACCUGGGUCAGCACAAUAAAGACGACAUACUGAUCAUUCACGAGCCAGCCCCACUGCCAGGACCUGGGAAGGACCACACCACGCCCUCUGAAAAUGGAGAUGUCCCCAGCCCCAAGGCCAAGGUCCCUUCCAGGAAUGUGCGCCACCGAGGAAGAGUUUCGCCCUCAGAUGCCGACUCUACCGUAAGUGAAGAGUCCAGUGAGAGGGAAGCAGGAGAUAAGGCACCAGGAGCAGUGAAUGACGGCAAGUCCCAGAGGGCCCCGUGGGGUGGGCCACCGCCGCCCAGCUCAGGGAACGAGCAGCACUCUUCUGCCUCCAUCUUUGAGCAUGUGGACAGGAUCUCCCGCUCCUCAGAGGCCAGUCGGCGGGUCCCCAGCAAGAUCCAGCUGAUCGCCAUGCAGCCGAUCCCCGCGCCUCCAGUUCACCACCCCGUACUGGCCGACCGCGUGGCAGAAACCAACAAAAUUAACAAAGAGAUUCAGACGGCGCUGCGGCACAAGUCCGAGAUCGAGCACCACCGGAACAAGAUCCGGCUCCGCGCCAAGCGCCGCGGCCACUACGAGUUCCCGGUGGUGGACGACCUGUCCUCGGGGGACACGCGGGAGCGACACCGGGUGUACCGCAGGGCGCAGAUGCAGAUCGACAAGAUCUUGGACCCCACGGCCAGCGUGCCCUCGGUCUUCAUAGAGCCCAGGAAGAGCUCGCGGAUCAAACGUUCUCCGAAGCCACGCCGGAAACAGCAGGUCAACGGCUGCCCAGGAGAUGCUGAGAAGGACCGACUCAUCACCACAGACAGUGACGGCACUUACAAAAGGCCCCCCGGCGUCCACAACUCUGCCUACAUUGGUUGCCCGUCCGACCCCGACCUCCCGGCAGAUGCGCAGACGCCGUCUUCUGCUGAGCUGGGCCGCUACCCAGGCCUGCCCUUCCCGGCGCCCCAGUACGUCCUGCCGCAGCCGUCCAUCGAGGAGGCGCGCCAGACCAUGCACUCCCUCCUGGACGACGCUUUUGCCCUGGUGGCCCCCAGCGGCCAGCCCGCCAGCGCUGCGGCGGCAGGCCCCGGCGUCCCGGCCGGCCUGCCCGUGAACAGCACCCCUUCCCGGGAAGAGAGACGAGCCACCCAGUGGGGGUCCUUCUACAGCCCAGCUCAGACGGCCAACAACCCCUGCGGCAGCAGAUACGAAGACUACGGAAUGGCGCCCCCUCCAGGCCCACUGCCAAGACCCGGUUUUGGCCCCAGUUUGCUGCAGUCUUCGGAGCUGGUGCCUCCCGAGCCCCAGCAGCCCCUGGCAUCGGCUGAAGCCCCGUUUGCUGCCCGAGGGAUCUACUCUGAGGACAUGCCGUCGGUGGCUCGGCCUCGGCCUGUCGGGGGCACCACAGGCUCCCAGAUCCAGCACCUGACGCAGGUGGGCAUUGCGAGCAGAAUCGGGGCCCAGCCCGUGGAAAUCCCACCAAGCAGAGGCGGCCAGUACGGGGGGCAAGGCUGGCCUUCGUACGGGGAGGACGAGGCGGGCCGAAGAGAGGCCACACACGUGCUCGGACAUCAGGAGUAUUCUUCUUCACCGCUGUUCCAGGUGCCAAGGACUUCAGGCAGGGAGCCCUCGGCGCCGCCCGGGAGCGCCCCGCACAGGGGGCUGCAGAGCGCCGGGCUGGCCUACGCCACCAGCUCCACGGAGGACCUGCAGCCCAGCCACUCCUCGGCCUCGCUCAUCAAGGCGAUCCGCGAGGAGCUCCUGCGGCUCUCCCAAAAACAGACCGCCGUGCACAACUUCCACAGCUGAUGGGCCUCGCCUUGUACCUUUGCCAAGUAUCCGCUUCCCGUGGAAGCAAGACUCACAGGAAACCAGCCGCGGGGCUGUCUGCGCGAGGACCGGGGCCCCGCGGAAGGGAGCAAGUUGCAAUCUGAGAAGAUGCCAUGAGUCACGCGGCAGCUCACGGAGCUUGUAAUGGGUUGGCGGUGUCGCGACCGCUUGGGUUCAGUCGAGAUUUCUGUACUUUUUGGCCAAAAGCCAGCAGCACUUCCCGAAAGACCAACCACAAACCGCAGCUAACAGAAUUCCUGCGUUAGUCUCCUUUCUCGCGGCAAAAGAUGGAA
This is a messenger RNA of Pteronotus mesoamericanus, 6122 nucleotides long. RefSeq names its product KIAA1549 ortholog. NCBI's taxonomy places the organism in Eukaryota, Metazoa, Chordata, Mammalia, Chiroptera, Mormoopidae. The coding region runs from base 1 to 5808 and encodes 1935 amino acids. The record is from RefSeq and is a predicted model, not a curated record. The transcript is spliced from 21 exons.